AUGUCCCUCCCCCGUAUCUCCUUCCUCGAAGGAUGGGAGCGCACCCCCACCUUUCCCCGGACCGAAUCCGACGACGAGGACUACCAGGAUCUGCCCGAGGGGUCUGUGUCAUCCUCUUUCCCCUCCACCUACAGCAGACUGAACUUCAAUCCGUAUGCGGGUCCGGCAUGGAAUGAGAGACCGGACGAUCACGAUGACCGGUCCACCUUUCUGGGACUAUCUCCGACUACUACUCGCGAGGGACGUGCUUCGCCUGCACCUGCCCCUGCCCCUACAGAGGCACCUGCAGAGAGACAGCCUGCGGUACAAGUAGACGUACCUGCGCGUAAAGAACCUUGGGCAGAUACCACGGGUGCUUAUGAAGUAAGCGCUGCGCGGAGAAUUGCCCAGGUCUGUACUGCGGUUGUAUACUGCUUUUUGGCGGCCGGUAUUGUGUUUGGGUUUGCAGCUCUCAAGCCAGUCCUUAUUCGUGAGAAUGUAUAUCGCGACCUUUGCACAAAGGCGGAGCUUGAAGAGGGCGUUGAUGUAUGCGAUAGGCAGGAGAUCAGGUUGAAUCUGAUGUUCACUAUCGCGGCUGUUGUAACCAACGUCUCAGCUCUGCCUGUAGGAACAAUCCUAGACGCUUAUGGACCACGCCUGAGUGGGAUCAUUGGCGGAUUCUGCCUCGCCAUUGGAGCACUGCUCUUCGGGACAGCACGCAAACUGCCAUUCGAUGGAUACAUUCCUGGUUAUCUGUUCCUUGCACUGGGCGGGCCAUUCGUGUUCAUCACAUCGUUCCAUCUAUCAAAUACGUUCCCCGCACGAUCAGGCUUGAUCCUGUCCAUGCUAACAGGUGCAUUCGAUGCCUCGAGCGCUCUCUUCUUGAUCUUCCGGCUUCUGAACGAACACACCGAUGGCUUUAUAUCAGUCACCAAUUUCUUCGCAGUCUACCUCAUUGUGCCAGUGUUCAUCAUCAUAGCGCAAAUCUUCAUCAUGCCAGCAAACUCCUACAAAACGGCAGGCCAGCUAGUUCAACAUGCUGAAGCACAAGUUGCCGAUGAAACAAACGACCAUAUAGAUGAGACAGUCACUGACCGCGACGAAAGCGAGCGUCUCCGCAAAGAUAGACGCCUCCGCCGCCAAAGCAUCGUCAACCAAAUCCAAAGCCUCCUAGACGACGGCACCGCCUCAAUAGUCUCAGCCACAACAAUCGACGACACAGUCUUCCACAUCGACACCCACCUCUCCCCACCCCCCAAACCCACCCCACAACCCCAACCCCGACCCCCCUCCCAAGGCGGCGUCUGGGGCGUCCUCCACGGCCGCAGCGCCCUCAACCAACUCCGCACACCAUGGUUUAUCCUAAUAACAGCCUUCACAGUGCUAAUGAUGCUACGGAUAAACUACUUUGUCGCAACCCUCCGAAGCCAAUACAGUUACCUGCUCACGCCCCACACCGCAAAAACAAUAAACAGCUUCUUCGACAUCGCCCUUCCAAUCGGCGGUCUCAUCUCUGUCCCCUUCAUAGGAACAUUCCUAGAUACCUUCCAAACAAGAACCGUCCUCCUAAUCCUCGUCUCAACAGCGUCCACUAUCGGAAUUUUAGGCUGUAUCCCAAAUAGUCUACCGGCAGCCUAUGGGAAUAUCAUUCUCUUCGUGCUAUACCGUCCCUUCUAUUAUACGGCUGUCUCCGAUUACACGGCUAAGGUCUUCGGUUUCCAGACUUUCGGCAAGGUAUAUGGACUUGUGAUUUGUCUAGCUGGGGUUGGGAAUUUCGCCCAGGCGGGUCUGGAUGCGCUUACGCUUAUUGUUUUUGGUGGGGAUCCGGUUCCUGUUAAUGUUGGGCUUACGCUUCUGGUUGCUGUUGUCGGGGGUGGGCUUGUUGGGUUUGUUUGGGUUAUGACUGGGGUUUUGGAGAGGGAGAGGAAGGAUGUUGUUGUGCAGAGUGGGGAGAGGGAGAGGGAGAGGGAGCCUUUGCUUGGUGAGACCGAAGUGAGGAGUUAUGGUGCGUAA
Messenger RNA from Penicillium arizonense, 1992 nucleotides. RefSeq names its product putative MFS transporter Fmp42. The coding region runs from base 1 to 1992 and encodes 663 amino acids. The record is from RefSeq and is a predicted model, not a curated record. NCBI's taxonomy places the organism in Eukaryota, Fungi, Ascomycota, Eurotiomycetes, Eurotiales, Aspergillaceae. Gene Ontology annotation, biological process: transmembrane transport. Gene Ontology annotation, molecular function: transmembrane transporter activity. The transcript is spliced from 3 exons. Gene Ontology annotation, cellular component: fungal-type vacuole membrane.